GACCUUUCGGGUAGUGACCCUUCAUCAGGACUGGAAAGGAAGAGGGCAGACACGAGAUGUUUGGCUCAGACAACAGUUUCCUCAUCCAGAUGUGCAAGAAUCCCCAUUCACUACUGUUUCUAAAUCCACCAAAGGUGACUGUAUGACAAUGCAUGAAAAUAAUUUUUCUCCAAGCAAGUUAAAUGAUAGAUUACCAUUAUUGUUCAAAGUACAUGAGAAGAAUCUAUUGCAGGGGAAGUUUCCAUUUUCGGCUCAUGACAAUAAAUACUGUUUGAGGCACACAGGCGAGCACCUUACCUUGGGACUAGGGCAGAAAAAGGUCUCUGUAGCAAAGCAGACUGCCCAUACCAUUGAGUUGUGGGAUCCUGGGAAAGCAUCUGCGAUGAAUAGUGGAUUUGGUAUUACCAUAUAUCAGACAUCUUACCAGGGAAACCAGGAUACAGAACGUCCUAACUACAGACGUUAUCCCAAAAUUCCCAGUGAGAGUUCGCAAAGGGCAUGGUCUCGAAGUCCAGCUGAUUUAAUGUGGUUUGGGAAAAAUAAUUCUUUAUACAGAAUUCCACUGGAGGUUUUGGGGAUCACUCAACGUCCUCUCCUUUCUUCUGACAAAAAGUUCUAUCGCACAAGAAUCCUUCCAAAAUAACUGGUUGAAGAUCUCUGUUGGUACUUAUUUGAUUUUUGUGUAUUGCUACAUUAAUAGGAAAUAAAAAUAAUACAUCACCAAAAUAUGUACAGAUGAAAUGAUGCAUUCUAUGGAUAUAUUGUAUUCAUGCCAACCCGGAUUUGCAAUAAUUUCCCAACCUCUUUUCCAUAUAUAUACUGCAAGCUUCAUUAUGUUCCAUUCCACUUUAAGGAAAAAAUACAUAAUUUCCUCACUGUCUUGCUGUUGUACCAGUAGCUACAAGAAGAGUGAAUCAGAAUCAGGUUUAUUAUCACUGACAUAUGUUGUGAAAUUUGUUGUUUAGUGGCAGCAGUACUGUGCAAGACAUAAAAAUUACUAUAAGUUAUAAAAAUAAAUAAACAGUACAAAAGAGGAACAAUGAGGUAGCAUUCAUGGGUUCAUGGACUGUUCAGAGAUCUGAUGGUGGAAGGAAAGAAGCUGACUAUACCUACAUUAAUGGAGCCAGGUACCCAUAGAGUGGAGGGAUUAUGGCUCACAAAUCUGGAAACUGACCAGCAAUGUAAUAUCCCAGCAUGCUGUGAUAGAACCAAAGGCUCUAUCAUAGCAAGUUGUGAGAAAAAUGAAGUGGGUGAGGAGAAGAGAAACAUAUUUGUUGAACUUUAAUCUUGUCUUUUCCUCUAUGACUUUGUCUAGUUUUUGAUUAUCCACAGAAUUAUAAUAUGCACAAUAUAAUAAAAUAGGCUUUGUAUGUCUGUCUUGAGAAGCCUUUGGAUAUCCUAGUUACCAUAUAGUUAUCCAAAUGGUCCAGAGGCUACAACUAGAAGCUCCCACUGUGUAUCUGAAGGACUCGUUUAUUAGCACAUGACAUUUCAUGUCAAUAUGCACAUAACAAGUUUUAGUAAAGAGAAUACAGGUGGAGAAGUUUUAAGAUGUUUUCCCACUAGCAAUGUAACUCCAUUGUAAAUAUUCUAUUCCAUUGAAACUCUUCUCAUCAGAAACACUAUUAAAGUGAAAAGUGUAAUGUAUUGUAACUAUUGAAAUUGUGCUCGACUACCUGGAAUGUUUUUCAGAAUAAUGACUUUGUAACAUUGAAAAUUAUACCAAACAACUUAAGCAGAUACAAGACAGGAGAUGGUUAGAGAGCUAAGCACUAUCUGCUUGGGCCAGGAGGGAGGGGGAAUGCAAAACUUAGUGCUAGAUCAAAGGGGAAUCUACAAUUACAGUGAGAGGGAGGAGGUUUAAAGGGAUCUGAGGAGUAAAUUUUUCACGUACAAAGUUGUUGGUAUCUGGAAUGAGCUGCCAAAGGAGGUGAAGGAAACAGGAACUGUAACAACAUUUAAGAGGCAUCUGGACAGAUACUUCAAUGAGCUAGGUGGAAAGGAAUAUGAGAGGGGCAUCUUGAUCGGCACAGUGGGCUGAAGGGACUUUUUAUGCUGUACAACUCUAUGAUGCUACAGUUGUUUAUGGCUAAUGUUAUGGACUAGGUGAAUGUUCCUUUAAGAUAGAGCAUAGUAGUGUGUGUGUGUGUGUGUCAUGCUUACGUCAACAGAAGAUAAAGGACUUAAUGACAUUGUUGAAGAAGUCAGUCGAAGUCAGUCAGAGGAGAGAGAGAGAAAAGAGAGAGAGACACCAGCCUGCUAGUUUUCUCUAUCGAUGGAUGAGAAACAAUAACUGUGUCUGUUACUACAAUUCACAUAUGGAAAUUGGGAGUAAUCCGGUGGAGUUCACUUUGUUGCUGACCUGUAGAGGGAAACAGAUAUUUGUGUGGACGGCCACGAUUCGGAUGCUUUUUGGGGUGAGGAAGUCACUACCGAGUAAACAGGUGUCGUUUGGGUUCCAUCGUGGAACAUUUGGAUUUCGUAAUUACUCUCUAUGUUCUCUCUACAUCUACUUCUUAUCUUCAGACAGCGGUGGUUGUUGAAGAAGCCUUUGCUCAUGUUUCACCUUAUGGCUUGCUGAACUGAACUUUAAGAACCAUUCCUGGACUUUGAGUUUGGGACUUUGCCACACACACACUACGAGUUUAGUUUUGGG
Pristis pectinata (smalltooth sawfish) is the source of this 2656-nucleotide messenger RNA. Its product is annotated as testis-expressed protein 36-like. The transcript is spliced from 4 exons. The record is from RefSeq and is a predicted model, not a curated record. NCBI's taxonomy places the organism in Eukaryota, Metazoa, Chordata, Chondrichthyes, Rhinopristiformes, Pristidae. The coding region runs from base 143 to 643 and encodes 166 amino acids.